Batrachochytrium dendrobatidis JAM81 is the source of this 360-nucleotide messenger RNA. RefSeq lists its product as uncharacterized. The coding region runs from base 1 to 360 and encodes 119 amino acids. The transcript has 2 exons. The record is from RefSeq and is a predicted model, not a curated record. Lineage: Eukaryota; Fungi; Chytridiomycota; Chytridiomycetes; Rhizophydiales.
AUGGGGGUUAGGGGCGAUUCCGGGGCUACUGGGGGCCACAGGCUACGUGGUACUCCCCCUAUCUACCGCCUACGUCUAGUCUACAUCGGUGUUAGGCCCAGUCUACGCCUUCCACCCUUUGUAGCCGGAAGCCGCCCUAGAUACCCUCCCUUAAACCCCCAUUUUUUUCUUCUCGCUCGCUUCGCUCGCUCGGCCAGGGCUAGGUUUGGGCCUGGCGGCCCCCCUCUUUAUCCCCUAUCCCCAUCCCCCACACCCCCCCCAAAAAAGAAGAAAAGAAAAGAAAUUCCUCUCCCCCAAACUCCCCCCAAAAAAAUCACCCGAAAUCACAAGAUCCCAUCCCAAUACAACACCCUCAGGUAA